Molecule: messenger RNA, 508 nt
Organism: Saprolegnia parasitica CBS 223.65
Lineage: Eukaryota; Oomycota; Saprolegniomycetes; Saprolegniales; Saprolegniaceae
Exons: 1
Coding region: 17-373 (118 amino acids)
Source: RefSeq, a predicted model, not a curated record
UCAAAUCCCAGCCAGCAUGACGAUGACACAGAACUACCGCAUGUGCCUCACCGAAGCCCGGAAGCGCAACGUGUACAUUGUCGCCCGCCUCCUCAACGACAGCGCGUCCAAGAGCAAGCUGCCAGCAACCAAGCUCUCGGCCAAGCUGCCUCUGGUCGCGUACAAGAUGGAGCACCGCAUCAACGAAGUCGCGCGCGGCCGCGUCCUCGACGAAAAGACCAUCAAGGUCCUCCUCUUGCACUUGAUCCAGCAAGCCCACCGCCGCCGGCGCCAGCAGCACCAGCUCCAGCAGCAAUUCACGCAGCAACAGCAGCAGCAGCAAGUACCGCAAACCCGGAGCACGUCGGCAGCGGUCGUGGCGGCCGCCGUCUGAGCUCGCCACCGCGCGUAUUUAUUUGACUGUUUCAAAAUCGCGACCCAGAGGAAGGUCCAAACUGCAACGCGUGUCUCGUCGGCCACUAAAAUACAUUCACGCGACUUAAUUCAAUAGCAAUACUACUAGUUCAUA